AUGGCUGGAAGAAACGAUGUUGUAAUUGAUGCUGCCUUGGAGGUUGUUGCUCAGGCUAUGCAAAAUCAUCAUAAUGUUGGGGGGAUUGACGAAUCUCGAAGUUUGAGUAUAUUCCAGAGGGAGAUUAUUCCUACUUUUAGAGCGCAUAAGGUACGCAAUGAUACUUAUAUGCUGGAUGGAGAAGCUGGCGACUGGUGGAUUGACACUCGUCAGAGAUUGGAGGUUGUUGGUGAGACCCGUAGGUUUGCAGAACUGGUGAAUAGUCGUCGGAUUUACAAAGAAGAUAACAUUGAUCAAUUAGGUCAUUACAAGAGUUUGAAUGAGAAGAGGGGAAAACCACAUCAUGACCGUAAGAAGCGUCAUGAUGCUCUAGCUGAAAAAGGGAAACCGAAGGUUUUUGAUUGGAAGAAGACAAGUGAGGGAGGCGCUCCCGCUCCUAUCAGAUGUUACAUGUGUGGUGAACAAGGUCAUCGUUCCAAUGAAUGUGAUAACAAGGUGCUGAGAUGUUACAAAUGUGGUAAGACCGAUCACCGUGCUCCUGACUGCAAGGACGAUGGUCCGACUUGUUUUAAUUAUGGUGAACAGGGUCAUAUUAGUACCCAGUGUCAGAAGCCAAAGAAGGAUGCUAAUUCUGCCAAGACUAACGGUCGUGUGUUUGCUCUGAGCGGAACAGAGAACUCCAAGAAGGACAACUUGAUUCAAGGUACUUGUUUUAUUAACGGUGUUGAACUAAUUGCUAUUAUUCAUACUGGUGCUACUCAGUCGUUUAUUUCACUUGAUUGUGCCACUAUGUUAGAAUUGAAAUUAUCUUCCAUUGAUGGUAGUAUGAUAAUAUAUACUCCUGCAAGUGGUACUGUUACUACUACUUUUGUUUGUUUGGGAUGUCCUUUAACUAUCUUUAGUAAGAGUUUUGUGAUGGAUUUGUUGGAGUUCAAUUAUGCUCAUAUCAACUGUUAUAAUAAAACUAUGAGAUUUCCUGACUUUGAGGAUGGUGGAGAGCUCAUGUUCUUGUCGGCCAACAAUUUCAUGAAGUACAAAAACAUUCUCUGGGAUGGAUUGCAAGAGUGGGAAAAUAUUCCAAGGUUGGUUCCUUAA
This is a messenger RNA of Vicia villosa (hairy vetch), 1095 nucleotides long. RefSeq lists its product as uncharacterized. Gene Ontology annotation, molecular function: mRNA binding; single-stranded RNA binding; translation regulator activity. Gene Ontology annotation, biological process: positive regulation of cytoplasmic translation. Gene Ontology annotation, cellular component: cytoplasm. The transcript has 5 exons. NCBI's taxonomy places the organism in Eukaryota, Viridiplantae, Streptophyta, Magnoliopsida, Fabales, Fabaceae. The coding region runs from base 1 to 1095 and encodes 364 amino acids. The record is from RefSeq and is a predicted model, not a curated record.